This is a messenger RNA of Heterobasidion irregulare TC 32-1, 1636 nucleotides long. RefSeq lists its product as uncharacterized. Bases 788 to 1636 code for a protein of 282 amino acids. The record is from RefSeq and is a predicted model, not a curated record. NCBI's taxonomy places the organism in Eukaryota, Fungi, Basidiomycota, Agaricomycetes, Russulales, Bondarzewiaceae. The transcript has 4 exons.
GAGCUUGGUUCCUACCACCUCAGCUCCCACGCCUUCGCCGACACCGAAGACACCGAAUGAACCGGCCGAAGGCGGAUCAUCUUCAGGGACCACAGCUUCCUCCGUACCACCGGCUUCCGUGACAUCUACUGUUCCGAGUUCUGUGAGCACCAAAGCGCCUGAGACAUCCACACAGAGUUCUCCGCUGUCAAGUCCCGCUUCCGGCCCAACAAUUUCACAACAGACUGCGAAAGCUGCGGAGGAUGGAAGCGCUACAUCUGCUCCUUUGACUUCGGCUUCUUCAUCGUCACCUUCUCCUGAUUCUAAGUCUCCUUCUACUCCUACUCCAGGUUCUGAUACAUUGCCUCCAUCAUCGCUCUCGUCCGCUUCAGCUGGCCAGGAUGGAAGGGUUCAAGGUACAGCAAUCACGAGCACUCAAACGGUCACGGUCACCCCGGAAUCGACCUUUUCGGCACCUGUUUCUAUCUCGGAAACUGUUAGCGGCAAAGUCACUUUGACCGCGCCCCCUUUGAUCACUGGCAUUGCCGCCUCUACACAGUCGGACGGAACAGUGCUUACAGUCACGAAUGUGAUCUCCAACCCCAAUAGCUUCACUUCAGUACAUGGGCAUUCAUUUUUCGACAACCAUGGUGCUGUCAUUGCCGUAUUUCUCGUCAGCGGAAUAAUUGCGGCUUGCAUUGCUGUCACCGCUUUCUGCCUUUGUCGCCGUCGCUAUGGCCGCGAACAAGUGGCGGGUUCUCCAUCGUUACCUCAAGACCCCUUCCUAGAUCCAUCUGAUUUGCAACCCAUGUCCAAUGCACAUCGCAGAGGUAUCGAUUGGGGAAGCCAUCACGCUGAGCACAUUACCGAUCAAGGCUUCCAGGAUGUCACUGCCACUAGCACUGUCCCCUCCGCCGCUGCCCAGCCUCCGACAAUGUCUUCCCCUCUCUUACGCCUGCACUCGAAUUUCCCGCACGCCCGCACGCCAGACGAUCACGUCGAUCGUCUCUCGCAAACGCGAAAUCCGUUCGCAGACAACAAUCCCGACAAUCUUACGCAGUCUAAUGGUCCUAACUAUCGCUAUGAGGGUCCUUUUAGUGAUUACUACCCAGAACACCGAACCCUCGUCAGUAGGCCGGUUGGAAUUGCAUACUCUACUCCAUCGGAAGUUGAGCCGACCCAUUUCCGAGCAGAAUCCCGAGCAGAAUCCGCCGUGCCGUCAAGUCCAUCCGUUUAUCCGCCUUCUCUUCCCGACGAAAAAGCCGAUUCUUUUUACGAAAGAGAGGCGUAUUCUUCGCCUCCGCCGACUAGCACAGUCGAAGAGGAGAGUCAUUUCGACACAAUUGUGCUUGAUCAUGCUAGAGACUCCACUGUGCCAAAAUCGGAGCUUACGAAGCCAAAGCGGCUGACUCUCGACACGCCUGCUGAAAAUUACGAGUUUACCCCACUCACACCGCCGGGAUCGAGCUCCUCACGCUCGCGCUCACAUGGUGACAGCCCAGUGUCUGACAACAGCACCGCACUAAGCUCUGUUCUUGACGACAAAUCUCGCCGUUCGCCGCCUCGGCCAAAGACGCAGCCUCCUCCGGAAGUUUUUCUGAGAAGGACUUACUCUAAACGUGGCUUCAAACGUGCACCAUCUGAAAUGCGCUCUUGA